Linum tenue is the source of this 1201-nucleotide messenger RNA. Lineage: Eukaryota; Viridiplantae; Streptophyta; Magnoliopsida; Malpighiales; Linaceae. The record is from the annotation of a GenBank genome assembly.
CGCAAUUUUAAUAGCGGCACCAUAGUAUUGGCCCUCUCUUGGAAGGAGGAAAGGGUUGACUUGAGCGGAAAACCGAAAACCCAUCCAACCCAACGUUACGUUGCCCGCCCCUGACCGGAAUUAGAGAGUGGAGGCGGACUGUAGAAAAGUAGAAGAGAGGGAGAGGAAGCGGAAAAGAUCGCAAAGCAGAAGCCAUGAAUGCCCCCGAUCGUUACGAGCGAUUCGUCGUCCCCGAAGGCACCAAGAAGGUUUCAUACGAGAGGGACACCAAGAUCAUCAAUGCCGCCUCCUUCAUUAUAGAGAGAGAGGAGCACACAAUCGGCAACAUAGUCCGCAUGCAGCUUCACUUGGACGAGAAUGUUCUGUUUGCUGGCUACAAGCUCCCUCACCCUCUGCAGUACAAAAUCAUUAUCAGGGUGAGUGCGUAGGCUUUUGUUUACAUAAUCUCAGUAGAAUAAGGGCAUGCACCUCCCAGUUGAUCCUCUUCUGUUAUCAUAUUGCUGUUUGUGGGAGAGAAUAGAUGGGUUGACUGUAGAUGAAAAUUCUCUUGGUGCAAAGUUCAGUUCUCAACCCUCAGUCCCAGCCCCCACCUUCAUUUCCGUUGAGAGUUAGAGGGCAAAGUUUCGUUGGACGAUGGUUAAUGUUUAUGUGAGGUGUUCUCUGAGUUCUAGGGUUCUAACCAGCUUGAUGCUGCUUUGUAGAUUCACACCACAAGCCAGUCUUCACCAAUGCAGGCAUAUAACCUAGCCAUCAAUGAUCUUGACAAGGAACUUGACCACUUGAGAUCUGCGUUUGAGGAUGAGAUCGCCAACUAUUCAAGUACUAGGGAGUACUGAGGGAGCCAGAGCUAAAGAUUUGCAGCUAGACUAUAACUGAAUGUUGCUUGAGGAAAAAGUGUGAAAGAUCUCCCAGGACAUUGGAUGUAUUUUGUACGUUAAGCAGCUUGUGCGGAGUAUAGACUGGGACUUAGAAGCUCGUGUUGGAGCUCUGAUGAUGUUUAUGGUGGAUAGGAUCUCCAACGAUACUGGCCCUGAAUGAUCUAUUUUCAGUUCCAUGUUUUCGUCGAUGCCUCAAUUUCUGAAUUUGGUAAAUCACCUGGCAUGCUUGAAUGAAACACAUGCAGUUGUGAUGUUUCUCCAUGGAGUAUGCUUGAGCUCUUGUAUUUAACCGAUGCUUAGCUACCCUGUCUGCUAGGGGUGCU